GCAAUCAAGACACACUUUUCAUCAACUUUAUCAGAGAGUCAGAGAGAGAAAGAGCCUCCUCUGUGUUUUCUGAUGGGGAUUUGUUUGAGCAAUCAGAUAAAGGCUGAGAGCACCUUUCAGACUGAUACAGGUUUGACUCCAUCGUCGAAAAUGGCGAGUGGAGAUGGGCCCGAGUCAAGCUACUCGAGCAGCAAAAGUUCCUCGACAUUCACGUUCGGUGAUCUAAAGGCGGCUACAAGGAACUUCCACCCGGACAGUGUCAUUAGGGAAGGCGGUUUUGGUUCGAUUUUCAAAGGUUGGGUUGACGAGCAUACGCUAACGGCAACAAAGGCGGGUAUUGGUUUGGUUAUAGCUGUUAAGAGGCUCAAUCAAGAUGGCUGGCAAGGACACAAAGAAUGGUUGGCUGAAAUUAACUAUCUCGGCCAAUUGCGACACCAUAAUCUCGUGAAGUUGAUCGGUUACUGCUUAGAGGACGAUCAACGGCUUUUAGUCUAUGAGUUCAUGCCAAAGGGUAGCAUGGAGAAUCACCUCUUCAGGAGAGGUUAUUUUUUCCAGCCUCUUUCUUGGAGCCUGAGGAUGAAGAUUGCUCUUGGUGCUGCAAAGGGGCUCGCCUUUCUUCACAGUGCCAAAACACAAGUGAUUUAUCAGAAUUUCAAGACUUCCAAUAUUCUGCUCGACUCGAACUAUAAUGCGAAACUUUCGAAUUUUGGACUUGCGAAGGAUGGGCCAACCGGUGAUAAAAGUCAUGUCUCGACUAGAGUCAUGGGGACCUAUGGAUAUGCUGCCCCUGAGUAUCUAUCUACAGGACAUUUAACGGCCAAGAGUGACGUGUACAGCUUCGGGGUCGUUCUCCUCGAGAUCAUAUCCGGUAAAAAGGCGAUCGACAAGAACCGACAGUCGGGCGAACAAAAUCUCGUCGAGUGGGCAAAGCCUUACAUGAGCAAUAAACGGCGAGUUUUGCGUGUCAUCGAUGCGCGUCUCGAAGGGCAGUACUCUUUGGUACAAGCAGGGAAAGCAGCUAAGCUCGCACUACAAUGCCUUUGCAUGGAUGCACGGUCGAGGCCGAAUAUGGAUCAGGUCGUGACAGCUCUGGAGCAACUACAAGACUCGGAAAAGGUCGAGUCGAAGAAGGAUCAAAAGCAUUAUCGGUUAGAAAGACGCAGCCAAACGAAGCCUAAUUUCGUCAACAUGAGUAAUGCUGAGAAAUUGUAUAGAAAACCGGUGACUUAUCCAAGACCUUCGGCUCUUUACGCGUGA
Striga asiatica is the source of this 1257-nucleotide messenger RNA. NCBI's taxonomy places the organism in Eukaryota, Viridiplantae, Streptophyta, Magnoliopsida, Lamiales, Orobanchaceae. The record is from the annotation of a GenBank genome assembly.